Messenger RNA from Callorhinchus milii (elephant shark), 5781 nucleotides. It is a transcript of the gene smg7, whose product is annotated as SMG7 nonsense mediated mRNA decay factor. Gene Ontology annotation, biological process: nuclear-transcribed mRNA catabolic process, nonsense-mediated decay. The record is from RefSeq and is a predicted model, not a curated record. Gene Ontology annotation, cellular component: telomerase holoenzyme complex. Gene Ontology annotation, molecular function: telomeric repeat DNA binding; telomerase RNA binding; protein binding. NCBI's taxonomy places the organism in Eukaryota, Metazoa, Chordata, Chondrichthyes, Chimaeriformes, Callorhinchidae.
CUGCCGAGCACACGGACACGGACACGGACACCGCCGCGGUCGUUCUCGUCGCUGUUGUCGUCUUCGUCGGGGCCUCGGGAGGUUACAUGGCGUCUGCCGCUGCCGCUGGGCGCUAGCGAGGAAGAAUGAACCCGCUCUGCGCGCAGUAUUUACGGCAGGCAGAGGCCCUAAAGGCUGACAUGACAGAUUCAAAGCUGGGUCCAGCUGAGGUCUGGACAUCCAGACAAGCUCUGCAGGACCUUUACCAGAAAAUGUUGGUCACAGACUUGGAGUAUGCACUGGAUAAGAAGGUGGAGCAAGACCUUUGGAAUCAUGCCUUCAAAAAUCAAAUUACUACACUACAGGGUCAAGCCAAGAAUCGAGCCAAUCCGAAUCGUAGCGAGGUACAGGCCAACCUUUCACUCUUCUUAGAGGCAGCUAGUGGCUUCUACACACAGUUGUUGCAGGAGCUGUGCACGGUUUUCAACGUGGACCUUCCCUGUCGUGUUAAAUCCUCAGAGCUAGGAAUUAUCAGCAAUAAACAGUGCAGCACCAGUGGCAUUGUGAAGCCCCAACCUAGUUCUUGCUCUUAUAUCUGCCAGCACUGCCUUGUUCACCUCGGAGACAUAGCUCGAUACAGAAAUCAAACCAGCCAGGCUGAGUCUUACUACAGGCAUGCAGCUCAACUUGUUCCAUCCAAUGGUCAGCCGUAUAAUCAGCUGGCAAUCCUGGCUUCCUCUAAAGGUGAUCACCUUACAACAAUCUUCUACUAUUGCAGAAGUAUUGCUGUCAAAUUUCCUUUCCCAGCUGCUUCCACUAAUCUGCAGAAAGCGCUUUCUAAGGCUUUGGAGAGCCGUGACGAUGUGAAGACAAAGUGGAAUGUUUCUGACUUCAUAAAGGCUUUUAUUAAGUUCCAUGGACAUGUCUAUCUGGCUAAAAGUUUAGAGAAGUUGUGUGGACUGAGAGAGAGGCUGGAGGAACAAUUCAAGAAACUUCUUCCGCAGAAGGCUUUCAGUUCUCAGCAGCUUGUACAUCUCACAGUUAUCAUGUUUGAAUUGCACCAUUUGCGGGAUUUUAGCACGGAGGCUGAUGACCAGAGCUAUAGUGAGGAGGAACUACUUUGCUGGACGCAACUCCUUGGCCUCUUCAUGACGUUCCUUGGCGUCAUGUGCAAGUGUGCAUUACAGGAUGAGAAUCUUAAAGAAAUCUUGGGUGAAUGCCCGCUACCAGCUGUUAAAGUUUCAUUGGAUUGGCUGAAACUCAGACCCAAUGUCUUUCAGGAGAGUGCAUUAGAGGAAAGGCAACACAUUUGGCCCUGGGUUGUAUCGUUGCUGAACAGUUUUCAUCCACAAGAAGAUGAGCUGUGUAGCUUUAAUGCCACUCCUCUUCCUGAAGAAUUUGAGCUGCAGGGAUUCCUUGCUCUCAGGCCUUCCCUAAGGAAUCUCGAUUUCACAAGGGGGCACCAAGGAAUUGUAGUGGACAAAGAGGGCCAGCAGCUAAGGACCCGGCACCAGCGAUUGCUUAUUUUUGGAAAAUGGAUAGCAGAAAAUCAUUCCAGACUUAUCCAGAGCAAAAAUGAGGAAGGCAAACUACUGUUCCUAACUAACAUCGCAGAACUGGUUGAGGAUUCUGAGUCCACAGAUGGACUGAUCCUCCUGGAUUCUUCCUUUUCAGAACCCACCACAGAGAUUGGUCAGGGGUUAAAAUCAGUCUUGUCUUCAGGCAAGACUCAGGGCAACAGCUCGGAAAGUGGGGAGAAACUCGUUACUUUCAAAGAGAAUAUUAAACCACGGGAACAGAAUCGGAAUCACCACCAGAAAGAAGGUGUGAAGGAUAGGCGGGACUUUAGCAAAGGAAGUGACAGUGCAAACAAAAUGGAGAUAAAAAGAGACAGCAAUAAGAGAAAGACUGAACCAAAGAAAAACAACAAUCAAGAGAAGAAUAUGGAACAUGUGCGAAAGCAGAAUGUGGCUGUUCAGGUAAAAGCUCAAACGGAUCUGAGAAAAACACCAGUGUCGGAGGCUAGGAAAACUCCAGUGAGUCAGUCACAGACCCAGACCAGCAACUCGCAGUUUAUCCCCAUUCACCAUCCAGGAGCAUUUCCUCCUCUUCCGAGCCGACCAGGGUUUCCUCCACCUCCCUAUCUGGUGUCUCCACCUGUUACUUUCCAGAUGAAUCCUGGUUAUACAUUUCCACCUGGGGUCUCCAUACCAGGACCCUACCUCCAAGCCGCUGGCCACCCUCAGUCAGGAAACCAGGUGCCAGGUGGGAAACAGUCCCAUGUCCCUUACAGCCAGCAGCGGCCAUCGGGGCAAGGGCCACUAAACCAAGGUCCCCAACAGCAACAAGGUCAGCAACAACAGGUGCCCCAGUCCCAGCUCCAGGUGCAGACUGUGAACCAGCAGCAAUCACCCACCAAGCCAGCACAACAGAUGGGAAAGAAUCAGCACCACCUUGGACCUCAGCAGUAUCUGCAGGCUGACCAGACCAACCAGCUGUGGAACCACCAUCACCCGGUCCCCUCUCAACUUCAGAAGACUUCUAUCCAGAUGGCUUUAAAGCAGCCCUAUUACAUCCAUCAGGACCCAUUAAAGCUGUUUGAACAGUCACUUCAGCAAAAUCAAGUGCAAAUGGAAAAGAACAUGAAGGUUUUCCCAAUGGAAUCGUUUACUCAGAGUCCUUCAGAUGUGCAUAAAAUGCAGGAGUUUGCCUGGGACUAUAGCAUGUCAGAUAUGCGGCACAUGAUGGGGGGGCAGCAUAUGAAUAACGAUCGUCUGGUGAAGCGACAGCAAGGCGUCUUCCGAUCUGACCAGGACAGUAUGCCUAGAAUGCAAUCAUUUGAGGAUGCCAAGAGCUCACCUCUGUUGCCUCCUGACCUGUUAAAAAGUAUUGCUGACUUUGAGGAGGAGGAGGAGCUGGCUUUUUCCAAACCCCAUGAUUUCUACCAGGCUUUGGCUGGCUCUCUGGGCAGUGCUUCUGGGAGAGGUUUCUUUAUGCCUAACAGAUCUCGGCUGGACAGGUCCUCGGAGUUGAUUUCUUCCUCCUCUUUAUUGCCCUUGCCUCCUUUUCCACUCAAUCAGGAAAACUGUCAGAAUAACAGCAUUUUCAGUGAGGUUUAUGGCAAGCACCUAGCACCUAGUGGCAAAUCUGAGAAUAUGCCACCACACGCAUUCCACGAGGCCUCCUGUUAUUCGCUGUUUGAUGGAAAUCCUUGGUCUCCAUCCCUUCCUGCCAGUUCAGAUCACUCAACACCAGCAAGCCAGUCUCCUCACUCCUCCAAUCCUAGCAGCCUACCCAGCUCUCCUCCAACUCACAACCAGAACUGUUUCUCUGGUUUUGGACCGAUUGGAACUCCUGACAACAGUGAGAGGAGACUGACUGACCGCUGGAACAUGAAGCGUACAGACAAGCCAGCAAUGAGUGGAUUUGGCUUGGACUAUCUGCCUGCUGCAUCUUCGUCUUCGGACAACAGCUGGCAUCAGGGCAGCACUCCCAGCAACACAUGGGCCGCCCCAGACACCACACUGGACGACUCGUCCACGCUGCUCUUGGACAGUUUCAAGUCGAUCUGGUCCAGUUCGAUGAUGCAUCCUGGACCCUCCGCACUGGAGCAGCUGCUAAUGCAGCAGAAACAGAAGCAGCAGCGAGGAAUCGGCACACUGAACCCACCACACUGAGCGGCACAAUGGCAUGACCGGUGAAUCCAGGUUACACAACUCAAGGCAUGUUGGGUUUGCAUUACAGCCCACGGUCCCCUGCGGGUGGCAGCCCUCUUCUCUGUUCUCUUGCUGUUGAGAGGGCGUAAGCACUCCACCAGUGCUGAGUGUGCACAAAGCUGCUGCUGAGGAAAAACAAACAAAAUAAAAAGAACAUUACAUGCUUCCUGUCACUUCCAGAGGAAGGGCCAUCAUCUGUUUCACUCAGUUAUCUCAACCACUUGAUCUGCUCGUUCGAAAAUCCCUCCUAGGUUCCUGUCCAUUUUGUACAUCACUAUUGCAGUCAGGCAGUGAAAGGGGGAUGAGAUGGGAGAUAACCAGCCAAGUGGGCUGAAGUUAGUGUUACAUUAUAACAGCAAAUCUUAAAAAGAAUCAACUAAUGAAUGCUCUGCUAGAGAGGAAAUGGUUUAAUUUUUUAAUCCUCUAUCAUCUUGGUUGUUGAGAGUGAUCAUUUUGUGCUCUGUUGAGGAACAGGCGUGCUCGUAAUCUAUAAGUGUAGUGACACUGGCCCAUUCAUCAGCUUUCCUCGAACCUAUUACAUAAGGAUGUGCAGAGGCAUUCUGUCAAAGAAUUUAUAUGAAGGCAUCUUUUCAGACAGGCAAGGGUUUUGUGUGUAUGAAACAAAACAGCUUCACAUCACUGCACCUUUAGCUCUAGAUUUUUUUUUUAAAAAAAUAGUUGUUAAUGUCAAUAGCUGCAGUAGGAAUUACAAUAUUAAAUCUUUGUGAUACUGUUCUGUAGCAGUCCUAGCUAAAGCGGGGGUAAGAUGUGCAGCAGAGGGCUCUGCUUCAAACAAAAAAAGGCAGUACUUGCUAGGGAUUUUAAAUUAGUGGUUUUUUGAUUAUAAUAGUAGCUAUAAAUUUUACUAUAGCAUACAAACCUUGAAACUGGUUAAUUUAUCUAUUUAGUUCUAGUUCAGGCUUUUAAUUACUAGGUAAGAACAGCUUCUGUCGGCUUGUUGUGUCGGAUGGUCAUUUUUAAUUCCUGAUUUGGCCAUGUCUUGCAAAAAAAGUGAACGGGUCCAGCAAUGCUGCUGGUUCAGCAAAACGGGGCACAAUGCAGGUGAGUGAGUGAGCGAGUGGGUGGGCGAGUGAGUGGGUGGAUGGGCCACUUGUACUGUGGGUGUGUCUUACUGCGUGUGCCCAUGUGCUGCUCCCAUUAAAACUGGGGGAGGGGGGACUAAAAAGCAUGGGUCAUUCACUGCUCGUCACAAGUAAUAUUCAGGCUGUUGAAUGUAACAAACAUUUGUCCUUUUGAGCUUCGCGGAAAGAUCAGAAUGUAGAGUUUAUAAGGCUCAAUUGGGACUAUGCGUGUUUAAAACCAUCCUCGGGUCAUCCUAAUCUAAAUCUGCUUGUUGAAACUCCUACAGUGGAUUUCUGGUGCAGAAAGAUGCUGGAACUGUGUGGGAAAAGAAUGUUUGUUAUUUUCAGGUGAGGGGGUCACAUUGUGUGUGUCACUGUGAAGUUUGUUUGAAACUAAGGUCACAUGCUGCUUGGCACAUCACUAUGUAUCUCAGACAGGUGCUAGGACAAUUCAAACCAGAGCGGUAAUAACUUGAUGCUUGGAUGGAAAAGUGGGGGAGACUAAAGGAACUAGAAUUUUCCAGUAGAAAAUUGCCGUCUGGUAACUAGACUGCAACGGCCUCUAAGAUGGGAAGCAAUUGUUUAAUGAGAUGACGACCCUCCCUUUUCCCAACCCACCCACUGCAAACCAGCACUCUGCAUCACAAGUACAACUCGACACCCAGCCCAGCCCACAGAAACAUUCCACCGUUCUGCUCUGGUCACACAUCUCUAAAUCUACUCUUGUACUGAAUCGCCUGGCCCCAGGUCUUCCUUCCCACUGAGCCGACAAGUCCUAGAAGGUUAACAAAAGCACCAGAGCAAGUUGUUCACAACCUGCAUGCAUGUACACUGUUCAGAAUAGAUUAUAUUUCUGGGGAACAGGAGCACUGCAAGAAAGAGUACAGGGCCCUCGGGAAAUGGUUUAUGUUCUAAGCUUUUGUGUUCAUGUCCUUUUUGUGUAAGAACUUGUGCAGCAAUUGCUGGAAUCAGCUUUGCCUUCAAUAAAUGAAACCAUGUUCUAA